Messenger RNA from Didymodactylos carnosus, 507 nucleotides. The record is from the annotation of a GenBank genome assembly. Lineage: Eukaryota; Metazoa; Rotifera; Eurotatoria; Philodinida; Philodinidae.
AUGUUCGAUAGCAAAGAGUUCUAUUACGAUUUGUGGAAUAAUUAUUUGCCAGAAGAUGCACACGUUCGAUGUUCCGGUCGACUCUACAUCUCAGUAACCAAACUAUUUCCCUAUCCGCACAACCAAAUUGUCAGUCACUACCAGACGCGCAACGAUCUGAUCGAAACCAUUCUGGCUUCGAUGUGUUUGCCACUGAUAUUUCUACGUAGCAUCGUGCGGACACGAGGCGGCUGGGCUGUCGACGGAGGAUUCACCAAUGAUUUGCCAUGUUGUGAUAGCUAUACGGUGACUAUCUCGUCGAUGAAUACGAACGCGGACAUUUUCCCUAAGGACUGCGCUUUCGGCCUACUCGACGUUAUUCAGGUACCGAAGCUUGAGCGUGUUUGGCAAGUGGCAAGAAUGGCCGAAAGAGAUGCAGCAGCAUGUGUCGAUUUGAAACUUGAGCACUGGAUGAAUAUCAAGAAACCCGGUACAAUCAACCAGAAUGUACCAGCACCGUCAGAUUGA